AUGUCGGCCACAAGCGAUCGCCGGGAAAUUAUUAUUGUUGGUGGUGGCAUUAUUGGUUGUUGCUCAGCGUACUACCUGACGAGACAUCCAUCAUACGACCCUACCCGACAUAAAAUCACUCUCAUCGAGGCCUCCGAAAUCGCUGGCGGGGCAUCAGGAAAGGCAGGUGGCAUGCUCGCGCAAUGGGCAUAUCCAAGCAACAUCGUCGGUCUGAGCUAUAAGCUCCACGCAGAACUCGCAAAAGAACACGAUGGUAUCAAUCGAUGGGGUUACAGGGAGGUAAACUGCGGUCAAUUGGUUGUGAGAGGUCGCGCUCUCACGGAAAAAAGUGAAGGGAAAGCCGGGACUUCGGAAUCUCUUCAAAAACGCAGUACAGCCGCUCUAUCUAAGCUCAAGUCUGCCAAGAUCCCUCAGGACUUGGACUGGAUUGAGCCGGAACUUCUGCGCGCCUAUGAGAGUAUGAGCGGCCCCGGCGAAACCGCGCAAGUGCACCCGUACCUCUUUACUACAUCCAUUGCAAAGCUUGCACAGGAGAAAGGCGUAAGUAUUAUUCUUGGACAGGUGACAGAUAUUGCUCGGUCGAAGAGCUCCGUGGAGUCUGUGACAUACACCGACAAAACAUCGGGAGAAACCCGAACCAUCCCUGCUACCGAUGUCCUCGUUGCUGCUGGUCCUUGGACAAAUACCAUUCUCCCAGAGGUCCCGAUAUCAGCAAUGCGGGCUCACAGCGUGGUUAUCCAACCCAAGGAACCUGUCAGUGCAUACUGUUUAUUCACCAAUAUUGAGAUCCCGGCCAACUUCCAUCCGGAGAGGAAAUCACGUCCAACCGUGGCAGCACCGGAGAUCUAUGCGCGACCAGAUGCAACUGUCUAUGCAUGUGGUGACGGGGACAGGACAGCUCCACUACCAAAGACUUCUGCAGAUGUCACAGUCGACCAGGAGCGCUGCCAGGAAAUUAUAGACCAGGUUGGCAGUAUCUCUGAUGACUUGCGCGAAGGCGAGGUUCUCACGCGCCAGGCUUGUUAUCUUCCAAACUGUGAUUCCGGUGGUGGGCCGCUUGUUGGUUUGACUGGUGUCAAGGGUCUCUAUCUUGCUGCUGGUCAUACUUGCUGGGGCAUCCAGAAUGCUCCUGGUACUGGUAAGCUCAUGAGUGAGUUUGUGUUCGAUGGCAAGGCGAAGAGUGCGAAGAUCGCGUCGUUGGAUCCCCGCGACCAUAUAUGA
Penicillium soppii is the source of this 1221-nucleotide messenger RNA. Its product is annotated as NAD(P)/FAD-dependent oxidoreductase. The transcript is spliced from 2 exons. Gene Ontology annotation, molecular function: oxidoreductase activity. The record is from RefSeq and is a predicted model, not a curated record. Gene Ontology annotation, biological process: retrograde transport, endosome to Golgi. Lineage: Eukaryota; Fungi; Ascomycota; Eurotiomycetes; Eurotiales; Aspergillaceae. Bases 1 to 1221 code for a protein of 406 amino acids. Gene Ontology annotation, cellular component: late endosome; cytoplasm.